AUGCGAAUGCGACCCGCAACCCCGCUCAGCAUCAUCCUGCUGGCCGCAUUUGCUCUCUUGCUGCUGAGUGUUCUGAGUACUCCGAUAAUUCCUGGAAUCCACCUCGCCGCCUAUAACGACGUUACGUUCGGCGUCUUCGGCUUUUGUACGUCGGGUCAAUGUAGUGGCUAUGCAAUUGGUUACAACACAGCAUCUGGUGAACUUUCGAAUGCCGACUUUUCCCUCCAGUCCAAUGCCCGCAAUUCACUGACACACUUGCUGAUUGUGCACCCCAUUGCGGCACUAUUUACUCUAAUAUUAUUAAUUCUCUCGGUGCUUUCGCACCUCAAUGGUCCCGCGCAUUCUCCGCGAUACUUGCUUGCUAUUUUGAUACUUUCGCUACCAACAUUUGUACUCUCACUUCUUGCCUUCCUAGUUGAUAUCUUAAUUUUCCUACCGCACGUUCAAUGGGGUGGUUGGGUCGUGCUUGGGGCGACUGUUCUCAAUGCCAUAGCAGGAAUUAUAACCUGCGGUAUGCGCCGAACGCUUGUGCAAAAGGUCGCCCGUCGCAAGAGAAUCGCAGAGGCUCCGCCUACGAAUGGUACGGAAUUUUAUGCAAACCAGCCGCAGGUCGCGGCAGUUCCCCCGAUUCCAGAGAGCAACAUUGGCGAUAAAAUGCCGGAAUUCGCUACUUUCGAAGUUGAUAAGCCUGUGCACGGGGAGCCGGAGGGAGAGCGUAUCCCAUUGAAUCCUAGAUCGCGAGCCAUGUCACCGUCAGCGCCCGAAGAAAGAGUGAUGGGUGGCGCGAGUUCGUUUAACCAGCCUUCGUUACGUCGUGCGCCCAGCGAUAGGAGUGAGGGGUAUGGGCCGCCGCCGAGAGGUGCGGGGCCACUCUCGAGGCCCAAUCCACCGGGACAAGUAAGGGGACAAUACCCGAAUCAACCAAUGCAAUCGGCGAAUAAUGGUAAUCCGGGACCGUACGGCGCUCCCCCACCUAGAGGAUAUGGUAGCCCGGCACCUGGAUAUAAUGGAGAUGGCUAUAAUGGUGGACCUCCUCAAGGCGGAUAUAGAGGACCUCCCCCUCAGAAUGGACCAGGAAUGUUCAACCCAGGUACAGGGCUAGGGCCUCCUCCGAGAAGAGGUCCCGGGCCGAACCAAUUUGGACCCCGUGGGCCGCCGCCGCAGAACGGCGGGCCAUAUGGAGGUGGUGGACAGUACGGAAUGGGGCUGGGAAUGGGACCGGGACCAGGAAUGGGACCAGGAAUGGGACAUCAUAAUGGGAUGGGACCGCAAGGAGGAAUGGGGCCAAACGGCAUGAUGAUGGGUGGUGGCCAGGGACAGAGGAGACCGAUGCAACAGCAACCCCCGCCACAACAUCAACAAAGAGAAAGCCGCGAAUAUGAUUUCCCUGCGGAGCAGCCACACGUAGACGAAAGACGGGAGUUUGAGCAGACGCUUCCUGCAGCAGCAGGAGGCACGGCAGUGGGAGUUGCAGCAGCAGCACCAGCGACCAGCGAGGAAUAUCGUGAUGAUGAUAGGCGCGUGCAACCUGCCGAGUUGGCCGCAGAUAUGCAGCGGGAGCCCACUCCGCCCAGGCUGGCUGUUGUAAAUGAUACUAAACAGCCGUACGACAAUGAAUAUGUACCCCCACGUGCAGUAUGGAAUGGACAGAGCUCUGGUACUCCGCCGCCUCAAUCUCGCACGCCGCCCCCAGCUGAACUUCCUACCCCCGCCGACGCAUCUCCUGCCCGCCGUGGAAAUAAUGCCGCCCCUCGUCCGUCUGAAAGUUACUACGAGGAUGUGGCACCAGUAUUCGAUGCUACCCACGUCGCACUUUCGCAGCCCCCGCACCCGCAUGCGCCUAUGCCCGGCGGUAUGCCUGGACCUAUACCGUACAGAAUACAGAUACCGCAACAGCAGCAACAGCAGCAGCAACAACAGCAACAGAUGCCGUUACGUGCGUUAGAGGACCUUCAGGAUGGCCAGAGAAGUCCCGCAAUGAGUACAACCAGCAAUUUCACAAGUAUCAGUCAGAGGCCUCCAAAUCCUAACUGGGUGCCAGGACCAGGUCAGCAGCCGCCAAUGCCAGGAGGAAUGAACCAAGGGCGACGAGGACCGACGUCUAGUCAAUUACUUGGAGGAAAUCCCGACUUUGAACUGCCAACUGGUCGAGGCGGAAGGUUCCGAGGUGGGGCAGGUAUGGGGAGAUGA
This is a messenger RNA of Morchella sextelata, 2190 nucleotides long. RefSeq lists its product as uncharacterized. The transcript is spliced from 3 exons. NCBI's taxonomy places the organism in Eukaryota, Fungi, Ascomycota, Pezizomycetes, Pezizales, Morchellaceae. Gene Ontology annotation, cellular component: plasma membrane; cell division site; growing cell tip. The record is from RefSeq and is a predicted model, not a curated record. Bases 1 to 2190 code for a protein of 729 amino acids.